This is a messenger RNA of Oldenlandia corymbosa var. corymbosa, 8549 nucleotides long. The record is from the annotation of a GenBank genome assembly. Lineage: Eukaryota; Viridiplantae; Streptophyta; Magnoliopsida; Gentianales; Rubiaceae.
AUUUGGAGUCAAUUCUGAAAAAUUCCAAUCCAGACCCUCUCUUCCCUUCUCUAUCCUUUUCUCUGCACUUUCUCCUGCGCUUUUCAUUCCAAGUUCUUCCUCACAUAAAGAGGUAAAAUUUCUUCUCUCAUCUUCUUCCUCUUCGAAGAUAAUAAUACUUAGCUCAUGUAAAUGGGUUUGUCUUGUGAUCCAAUUAUACAUUUGACAACAAUGAUGAUGAUAAUAUGAUGAUUUCUAACUUCAAUCUGUAUUUUACGUCAAAAGAGGAGAGAAGAACUCUUUACAGGUGAAGCAGCAGCUGAACUUGAGGAAAAUGUCUGGUCUGAUGUCUGGAGUUGUGGUGCAGCCCAGAUGGUUGGUGUCACGCCCAUCGUCUUCCUCUGUUAAUUCUUCGAGCCACAGCAAUAAUGGCAGGUUUAAGAUUAAGAUGGCUGUUACUUCUGUGGAUGAGAAGAAAAAGGCUUACACCCUUCAAAAGUCUGAAGAAGCUUUCAACAAAGCCAAGGAACUCAUGCCUGGAGGUGUAAAUAGCCCUGUACGUGCUUUCAAAUCAGUUGGUGGACAGCCUAUUGUUUUUGAUUCUGUCAAAGGCUCCCGCAUGUUGGACAUAGAUGGUAAUGAAUACAUCGACUAUGUUGGUUCAUGGGGACCUGCCAUCAUUGGUCAUGCAGAUGACAAGGUACUUUCUGCAUUGGCUGAGACAAUGAAGAAAGGAACCAGCUUUGGUGCCCCAUGCCUGCUGGAAAAUGUUUUAGCAGAGAUGGUAAUUUCAGCAGUACCAAGCAUUGAAAUGGUUCGUUUUGUCAAUUCCGGAACUGAGGCAUGUAUGGGUGUUUUGCGGUUGGCUCGAGCUUUCACAGGCAAGGAGAAAGUAAUAAAGUUUGAGGGUUGUUACCAUGGCCAUGCAGAUCCGUUCCUUGUUAAAGCAGGCAGUGGAGUCGCCACCCUUGGUCUCCCUGACUCACCUGGUGUCCCAAAAGCAGCUACUUCUGAAACAUUAACUUCCCCGUACAAUGAUAUCUCAACUGUUGAAAAGCUUUUCGAGGCAAAUAAAGGAAGUAUUGCUGCCAUAAUUCUUGAGCCUGUUGUGGGAAAUGCUGGGUUUAUUCCUCCUACGCCUGAUUUUCUCAAGGCCUUGCGCCAGAUCACCAAGGACAAUGGAGCUCUUCUCAUCUUUGAUGAAGUUAUGACCGGUUUUCGUUUGUCCUACGGUGGAGCGCAGGAGUAUUUUGGCAUAACUCCAGAUUUGACUACUUUAGGUAAAGUCAUUGGUGGUGGCCUGCCAGUUGGUGCAUAUGGAGGAAGGCGGGAUAUCAUGGAGAUGGUGGCACCAUCGGGGCCUAUGUACCAGGCCGGGACACUAAGUGGAAACCCUUUGGCAAUGACUGCUGGAAUCCACACACUUAAGCGAUUACAAGAACCAGGCUCAUAUGACUACUUGGACAAGAUCACUAGUGAACUCAUUCAAGGAAUUGUGGAUGCUGGAAAGAAGGCUGGUCAUGCAAUCUGCGGAGGGUAUAUUCGAGGGAUGUUUGGGUUUUUCUUCACUGAUGGCCCUGUUUAUAACUUUGAAGAUGCAAAGAAGAGUGAUACUGCGAAAUUCGGUAGAUUUUACAGAGGGAUGCUUGAAGAAGGUGUUUACCUUGCUCCUUCUCAAUUUGAGGCUGGAUUCACCAGUUUAGCACAUACUUCAGAGGAUAUUCAGCAGACAAUAGCUGCGGCCGAGAAGGUUUUCCGGACAAUAUAGGCUUGUCUUCGUGGUCUUUUUCAAUCAUGACCUCGUCUGUUAAGGUUGCUCUAUUGUAGGCAAUGAGCAACAUUUGCAAUCAGAUCGUUUGUGGAAUUUGUAUGAUCAUUUAUAAUUUUUUGUGCAGUGAGAUCUGUGUUUGUGCUAGAACUUAAUCCUGUAACAAUAAAUACUUUUCUUCACCACCAAUUUUGCGUCAUGGUGCCAUGGUGUUUAUAGCAUUGGCAAAGGCUGGUUGUGGAAAUAGGGAUAAUCCUAGUCGUAAGGAUGAAUGAGGCAAAGCAGUGAGUGACAGGUAGCAAUAACUACAUCAGCUUAUAAAUAGAUAAUUCCAAUGGUAGAGAAGCUGUACUGAAAUUUGUAUUUUCUUUCAAAACACUACAAUGACGUAUUUUUUUCACAAUCAUGUAUAUCAACUUUCCUAUACCCUCAUUUACACGAUGCUAACAACCUCAUUUCUUAUGUCACAAAUAGCCUCAAAUUUUCCAGUAUAAGCUGCAGCCAACACACCAACCUGCUACCAUUGUAUGUUUGCAGAAACCUGAAUAUCCUGCUAAACGGCAAUGGCUUUGAAAGGGCAUCGGUUUCCAACAAACAGCAUCAACCUUUUCCAAUGCAAUUUUUUCAAAGAGAAUCAGCAAUGAACCUUUUCAUCAAUUAAGUCCAAAUUACCUGACCCCGAGAUGUUGGCAAAAUUUUCAGCAGGUCACUUGGUGAAGUUGAAGUGUAGAAUAUCCAAUCCUUUCAAAAGAUAUAAUUUAAACAUAAAACUCUUGUCUUCUUGAACAGACUUCUUGGGACAACUGCCCUUCUUCUUCUUCUUCUUCAUGCUUUAGUAGUUCCCCAUUUGAACUACAUAGGCUAGCAGACAAUGUAGGUGACAGAGGCGUGUAGUUGCCUUCAAUCCAUAAUGAUUAAGUAAGAAAUCUCACUCAAACAGACUGUCAUGUACUGGCAUUAAAAUUUGGAAAAAAAAAAUUAAUUUCUACCUCUGAAUGACGAGCUUCUCUCAAAGUCCUUCGUGACAUGUAGUAAGAUGGUACCUGAGAGAACGACAAUAAAGCCACAAAUUUCUGAUAUGAUGCUGCCAGCACUUUGACCAUCCCAAUCCUACAAGUGACAUUGCCUAAAUGAAUAGAUAGCUGAGGAAAUAGAAAAUACGUGCAUUCCCAGGGGAAAACAGAAAAAACAAAGGAAGAUAUAUUGGCAGAACCAGCUUUCAAGUAAACCAAUAUUCCAGACCAAGUAAUAGGCCAUUCGACUUCAGCUAGUAACUCAUGUAAUCACAUAAAAAUAGUCAAGAAAUUCUCCCCAGCAGUUUCGAAUCAGCUUUCAGAGCAAUCAAAAUUAGAGGGAAGUCCAGAAGGAAAAUCUUAAAAGUUACGAUAUUGAAACAAAUGGUAAUUUGAACAUAAUGUUGCUUGCUACGAUGGUAAACAUUAUAAAUGAGAGAUGUGGGGAACUUUCAGGAAGCAAAAAGAAUAGGGCAGAACUGGUUUUCAGGUAAAGCUAUAUACGAAGACUAAUUAACAGACUCUCGAACUUCAGCUAAUAUCUUGUCUCCAAACACAUUAGAACAGCUAUUUUAAAUCAACUUCUAAAAUAUAGGCAGGUGCCGUAAAGGAAAGUAUUAAAAUAUAGUCACAUUGGAUUAAGUGUUACCUUGAACAUAAUGAUGCUUGCUACAAUUGUCAAUGAGGUGAACAAGACAUAGUAUAUGGGAGAGACAAUAGCAGUAUUGAAGGUGUCAAGGGCCUGAAAAAUCAAGUAUCAUUAAUGUACAAGAACUACAGAAAAUUACUAGAAUGCUGUAUAAAGGUUAAGAAACCAUGUCGGAUAAAGCAAACAAUUGAAGUCCACAGAAACCAGAGAUAUCCAACCAGGAAAACUUUCAAGCUUUGAUUUAUGUCCCCAUAAACAAUAAAGGAAAUGGUCAUUAUUUCCAGCACAUACAAAACGUUAAACACAUCAGCAGCAGGGAUGAAUGAUGGAACAAUUCUGCCACAUUCAUUCCGAGUCUCAUCAGUGAGUUUAAGGUUAAUAACUUGAAUUUCAGCAUCAGUGUCAAAAAUGAACAAUUUGACUUCUGUGAAAGAAUUAUACAUGCUGCAAGUGAGCGCUGAGGGGGAAGUUAACAAAACUUCUUCUGCAUGAAUACCAAAUUCAGCAUCCAGAAUACCAUUCAUAUAAAGGAUAUAUCAUGAUAAUUUAGCGACAAGAAUAAGUGUGGUAGCUGUCUGCCCUAACUUUUCAUCCAAUGGCCAAAAUACAGGUAAUAGAUGAAAUUUGCCACAAUUUUCAGUCUGACGCGUUACCCAUAUCAAACUAUGGUGGCAUGAAAAUCUUGUCCAAAAGAAAAGAGCAGGGCACCCAUUAAAUCAUAUUAAUGAUGUUCAUUGGCAUGCCAAACAAGGACAUUGCAAAUGUUCAGUGUUUUGGGUAUAAUAUUUGAAACCGGAGCCAAGUUUGCCGCAUUAGCACUGUACCAAUGCUUACAACAUAUUAUGAGAAAACUCAUUGAUAUUUUAAAAAUUUAACGUCAGUGUCAAGAAUAAUUUCCUUCAACCCAGGCAUCCAGAGCCCCUAAAACUAGGAAUCUGCUAUAUUUUUAAACUACUCUUCACCCAACAGUCCCCAUUCAAAGCAACUGGCCACCAGGUAAACUUAAAAAGGUUGAAAGUUAAUGGAGAACUGCUAACUUAACACCGAUGAAACCUAUAUUUUCACUGCCAACAGCUAAAUGAUUUAAAGAUAGCUCUUAUGAAGAAAAAACUAGCACUCUGGCAGUAGAACCUAGGAAAAGUGCAAGAGAGAUUGUGAUGUCCAGACCGAAGUCAAUUUCAUGCUUCAGUCUCCAGGUGUCAGGAUGGCUUUGUAUUAUUUGAGUCAAAACUGAGUCCUAAUAAUUAUUGUCAUUUUUUAAAAGUUCAGGGAAUUUUUUUUUUAAAAAAGAAAUUGUGUUUCACAUACGGGUCCCAAGUCUUAAAACGGCUGAGCUAGGUCUAGCAAAAACGUUUCUUGCAAUUCCGUUCAGAAGUGUUGGCCUGUUGAGCUAAAACUAGCAGAUUUUUUUAUUUCAGAUGAAGCAGAGGUAUUCACUCUGGGAUGGUAGAAGUCCACCAUCCCAAGUUCAAAACAAUUCUAAUGUAUGGUUACAAGUUCAUAACCGAAAGGCUCUGAAGUCUAUUCAGUAUUUUCAAUGAAAAAUCAUUCCUCCAACUGCAGUAUAAUUGUCAAUGAAAAAUCAUUCCUCCAACUGCAGUAUAAUUGUUUUAAGGACUACAAAGUGGUGAAUGCUGCUUGAACAGUUGUCUUGUCAGACACUAAUGUUUAUGUCAAGGAGUAAGGAUGCAAUGGGCUCUGCGAGCAAACAUAUGACAGUUAUGCCAGCAGAUAAUUGAAUUACCUCUCUAGCUUUAGUAACCAUAUGUGUUCAAAUGUUAACUUAAAUCGAAUGUUUCACAUGAUGCGAUGCACCAAUACCUCCAAUCCUUUGAUUUACUCACAAAAAAUAAUGCGUUAUAAUAAUAAUAAAAAAAAAGAAUGAUGAUUGAGAGGGAUAACUGUAUCUAGUGAAAAGUGCAGCAGGUCUCAAAUUUGACGAGUCAGUUCUCCAACAUUGAAAUCAGGAUUUUAAGCUUCAGAAGGUGAAAGUAGAAAAAUGGAGGAUAUAAUCAAUGAUAAAUUUCAUUUAUGUUGAGUUUUUUUGAAUAAGAAAUCAUGGUUUUCCAGACUCCAAGACUCUAAUGCAUGUUUCAAACAAAGGUCUUCCCUUGGAUUCACUUUUACCAAAUCCUUGUAACAUAAGCAAAUGUAAUAGGCUAUUUGUGAUGUUUAGCCCAGUUUUAAAUGCUUUGCAACCAAUAAAAGUAUUAAAAAUAAAAACAGAAGGUUAAAGAUAGAAGUUUCUAGAGUUAUGUUUCCUGCACAAGAUACAGAUCCUCUACAUUGUUUUCAAGCAAACAGAGCAUUACUAUUCCAAAACUAACAAGAAAAGCAAUCAAGAAAAGUAAAGAGAAUGAAAAGACGAUGACUUCAAGAUAACAAAUAAUGCAACUGGACAACAUAAAGAGAAGAAAAAGUGGCUUUUUAUUAUUUAUUUUUCUCCCUCAGAUUCUCACUACAUGCCUGGUAUAUGAACAUUUUGGAUAACACUUUAAACAAAACAACCGUGACAUUCAUUAAGCAUUGCUGAAAGUUAAUACUUACCUUAUUAAGGUAAUUCAUUUGAGUGAUGACAGAAACAGCCACAACAAUCAUGAAAAACCAGGUUUCUGGAUAGAUCAACUGGUUUCUUCCUUCGAAAGUCAAUUUCAUUGCAGUUCCAACAGCUUUUACACUCAUGACCUGCAGAAUUAACUUUAAAUUAUUAGUAACUUUUUCUAUGUACAAGCAUGGUAACGAGAAGAAUAGUUGAGAAAGUUUGAACAUGUUAAUAAAGUUGCCUAACGAAAGACAUGGUUUAUGGAAACAAACGAAGAAACUUAUUCAGAGGGAUCACAGAGCAAUCUGUUAUUAUUUGGAAGCAAAAAUAAAAAAAUAAAAAAUAAAAUGAGAUGAGCGAUUCUCCAACUUUAUACUGAUUCUCCACAAUAUAUUAAAUUUAUGUAUAGGUGAAGGAAACUAACAAAGCCAUAAAAGGCAGAAUGGAACGAUUCCUGAAAAUGUAGUUCCCUAGUUACUAUAAACAAAAAUCACAGGACUAAAAGUUCUCAAGUCAAAUGUCCUGGAUAAGUUUAAAAUUAUCAAUUAUAUUUGGUUUGCUUCUGAAGAUAUUAUAAUCAGGUAGACAUCAUGAGUCUACCGAUUGAUUUUCAUGUUAGGAUACUCAAACAUUUAAGAUACAAGGAAAAAGCCAUGGUAAAAGCAAUGAUUGUAUGAAUAUACCGAGAGAGAACCCAUGAGUGAGCAAAUGGCAGUAAAAACGAGCACAUUCGUGUGGCCGUAUUGAGGUGCAAAAUAGAAGACAAGAAUAAACACCAAAACCACAACUGAUCCCACGUACAUCAGAAAAGCUGAAAUUAUAAAGGAUGGAUGGUGUAAGAAACUAUAAAUGCUUCUUAUAAGUCGAAGUGCACGCGACAAAACUAAUAGUUAUUUCUAACCAGGUUGAGUAGCAAUAUUCCAUAUUUCUUGGACAGAGGAGAUGGACUGUUCCUGUGGCGCAUGUAUAACAAUAAUGACAGAACCAGCUAUACACAUUACACAACCCAAAACCCCCAGUUGGUGCAGCCUCUCUUUCAAGAUAAAGUGAGCCAAAACUGCACUGCAGAGUGCACAUUGAAAUAAUGAGACAGUAUUCACUAUUACUUCAAGAAUUCGAAUUGAAUCUAUUAACUCAAAGCACCUGACAAUUAUACUUAAGGCACCAAGAGGGGUAACUAGGACAGCAGGGGCAAAUGCAUAAGCUACAAAAUUGGCAACCUCUCCUACAAUCACUGUUUUGCAAAGCAUAUAAAAGGAAAAAAAGUCAGAGGUAAUCAAAAAAAUAGUGCAGUACAUAUGAAAUAAAUUAACUAAAGUACUCUUUCCAAGAGCAAUGGUGAUAAACAAUCAGCUACGCAAUAGAAACAACUCAACCAUCCUUUAUUUACAAUUACAACAACAACAACAUACCCAGUAUAUUCCCAACUUAGUUGGGGUCUGGGGGGUCAAGAUGUACGCAGCCUCACCCCUGUAUAUCAACACAGAGGAGGCUGUUUAAGUAGUACGACCCAAGAUGCAUUUGUGCAUUGAUGUGUUGAUUUCCAGACUUCACCAAAAUUAAGAAACGCUGGAAUCUAGAUGAGCCAUUUUGAUCUAAUCCAUUAUUAGCACAAAGCUAAAAGAAUUGUCAAUGAUGACUUUUCCAGCUCAACUAUCCAUUAUUUAAAAAGAAAAAAACAAAAACAAACAAACAACUCAACUAACCCUGAAUUUUGCCAUCCUAAACAUUAUGAAAAUCCCUGCAUCCAACCUUUUACGAUAUCAACCAGUUUAUUACCCAGAAAUUUAAAUAAAGUUAAUGUUAAUGAUUAUAUCUUGGGUAUUCUAACACACCCUUUACAUUCUUAACACAGCUUUUCACAAUUCCAGCACAAUCCUUUACAUUUUCAAACUAAAACCAUAACCUAAAACCAACAACAGAAACUUUGCCCUUGAUACAGACCCAAGGCUCUUUGAACCUUAGGAAAUUCCCCUACGAAAUAACAUUGAUUACGUAAGCUGCAUGAUAAAAUCAAAUCACAAUUGACGACGUACUAGUGAUCAAGCCAAGCCACCAGAGAGGCUCUAAUAAAUAGGAAUGGCCACCAACACCUGCAACAAACAAAAAAAAAAAAAAGAAAAAAGGAGGGGGGCGGGUUAUAACAAGAUUAACACAUGGCAUUAUUGAUCAUCAGAAAGAGGGAUAUCCCGACAAUGUCAAUCAAAGUACCAGCUCGGACACCAGAGGCGGCAGCAGCUCUUCUAAGACCCUUUUUCUUGAUGAUGAAACUGGCUCCGAUGAACCCAGUUGAAAGCAGGGCCAGAAUAAACCCUGUAAGAUUGUCUGUAGAGAAACCCAUGAUUGAAAUUCUCAACUUGCUUUCCUUUCUGCUUCUUUCUUCUUCUCUUCAUGGAAAAUCGAAAUCUUCCACCCAAUCAAUCACACCAGUUUUGUUUCUCCUGGAAUAAAUCACAUCGGACAAUCCAAUAAUUCUCUUCUUGCCAACUGCCAAGUCAAUCAUAAACGAAUAUUUUAUAUAUUUCAAUCAUCACUUUCUUUUCUUCUUCUUUUUUCUUUUUCAUUAUUAUUGUCAUUAUUAUAGUAGGUGGCGAAAUG